Molecule: messenger RNA, 1150 nt
Organism: Heteronotia binoei (common prickly gecko)
Lineage: Eukaryota; Metazoa; Chordata; Lepidosauria; Squamata; Gekkonidae
Gene: YAE1
Product: YAE1 maturation factor of ABCE1
Exons: 4
Coding region: 420-1079 (219 amino acids)
Source: RefSeq, a predicted model, not a curated record
AGCCCUUUCCGCUUCAGCACAGAACCGGAAGGGGCGGGCCGUUGUGCGACGCGUUCUUUUGCAUCGGAGAUGUUGGGAGCUGAGUAGGAAGCCACGUCAGAAUCGCAGCACUUGCUCGCUGGGGGUGGGGAUACGGUGACGACUCUUUACCUUCAGGUGGGGUGGAGAGUUUCUUCAUUAUAGGUCGCCGAUGCGGCCCUUCUAGGCCCUUCACGGGUCACAAGAGCUGCCCUGCCUUGUGUUGUCUUAAGCGGCCGACUGAGCAACUGUGAUGGUACACUGUUUUGGUGAUCAGCGUGAAUCAUCAGCAUCUACUCUUGUUGAAGAUAUUUUCUUCAGACAGUAUUCCUUCUUUCAUCUGGUUGCUUGGAGUUUCUGUGAUGCUUUCUUAAAAGCUCAGUGUUAAAAGCACAGACAAAAUGUCCUGGGUACGGUCAGCAGUGAGCCAGGCCAAUGAUGAUGUGUUUGAUGAGGAUGCAGAUGAGAUGGGCAUAGCACAGAAAGAAUGGAAAAGCACCAUGGAGAAACGGGUUAAAGAAGGCUAUCGGGAAGGAGUUGAGGCUGGGAAAGAACUGACACUUCAGCAGGGUUUUAAUCAGGGGUAUGAAGAAGCAGCAAAGAUCAUGUUCACUUGUGGUCAGCUCAAAGGUAAUGUAAGUGCUCUUUUGUCUUGGUGUCACAACAACCAACGUGAUUCUGCAAUGCUGAAGAGAGUUACUGAUUUGCUGAAUGAAAUAAACAAAUAUGAAGAGGAUACAAUUAAGGAUCUUAACUGUACGCACUCACAACCCUGUCUUACGGACUUACUGGAUACAGUUGAGGACAUGGACCUUGGUCAUCCACAUUCUCCAGAGGAGCAGCCUAAUAGAGCUCAAGAUCAACAAACUGGUGAAAAUGGUACCCCGUUUUGUGGACACUAUUGCACAAAUAGUGGGACUGCUUCUUUCCAAAGUGAAUGUUGUAGAAGAUCGAAAGGACACACAACUUCUGGGAAGCCAGGCCUUUCUUGGCUGAAAGAAAGAACUGUCCGUUUAAUGGAACAAUUAGGCUUGCCUCCAAGCCCACCUGAACACAUCUAGGAAUUGCAAAGUUAAUUUAUUGCAGAAAAUAGGAAUCAUUUAUGGAGAAUAAAGUGCAAUCUUUUACAGAA